Messenger RNA from Carcharodon carcharias (great white shark), 5701 nucleotides. RefSeq names its product AE binding protein 1b (gene aebp1b). The transcript is spliced from 20 exons. Gene Ontology annotation, biological process: negative regulation of transcription by RNA polymerase II; proteolysis. Bases 538 to 3690 code for a protein of 1050 amino acids. Gene Ontology annotation, molecular function: zinc ion binding; RNA polymerase II transcription regulatory region sequence-specific DNA binding; metallocarboxypeptidase activity. Lineage: Eukaryota; Metazoa; Chordata; Chondrichthyes; Lamniformes; Lamnidae. The record is from RefSeq and is a predicted model, not a curated record.
GCUGCCAAACCCAUUCAGCCAGUAGAGGAGAGAGGCAGGCAGGCGAGGAGCGUGGAGGGGACAUUUCGAAGCGGCCACAACUCAGCAUCAAAGAGGGGAAGUCCAGUGAUUACCCGGGAACUCUGGUCUGCAGACUCCAUCCAAUCUCAAUGCAAAAACCUUCCUGCACCAUUCAAGGGAGUUUUAUUGCCGCCGAUUAAUCGUGUUCACCGGGGCCGAAAAUUAACCCUUCAGUAACUUAUGUAUAUAAAGGAUAUUCAACGUGGCAAGGAUUUGAUAAAACUUUUGAUUUUCUAACAUAUCGGGUUGUGUCUAAAUUGUGGCUCAGUGUCCGUGUUGAUCUCUCCCGGGUUUGGGGGUAUUGGUGCCGGCUUCGCUUCUGCUCAUGCUGCACUAAACUUUUGCUUGCUCUGGCUGGGCUUGCCUCGUUACCCGCUGUCUCGCUGCUGUACCGGUGGGAUUCUCUGUACUGUUUGUCGCUUUGGAUUGUCUUUAACUGUUUGUAGCUUUGCCGAGUCUUUUCUGCACCCAGCCGAGAUGAUAAGGUGCGGUGCCUACUCUCUGACAGCCCUAACCCUCCUUCUGGCUCUCAACAAUGCUGGUUUCACUCAGUCCCUGCUCACCCAUCUUAGCCCUGACGACUCUCAAAUCCAAGUCAUAUCCACCCAGGGGAAAGAGAAGACAGCAGGCGCUGUGCUGGCUCCUGAUACCAUCCCUCCUGAAGGAUCAGAGGAUGGAGCAGAACCCACAAGACCCUCAGCUUCCAAAGAAACGUCUCCUGUGAGAUUCAGGAAAUCCACAGGACAGACAAAAGACCCAGAGGAAACCCUUCCACAAGCAAGAAAGAGACGUGGAGAAUUGGAUAAGCUGCCUAUAGUAACAGCUGACAAAAUGGCAAAACCAACAGGAACACCCAAAAAGGCCAAGAAAGAGAAAAAGCCCAAAGUAAAGGCUCCAAAGCUCAAGAAAGAGAAAAAAUCCAAAGAGAAGCCUCCAAAGCCCAAGAAAGAGAAAAAACCCAAAGAUAAAAAGGCAAAACCAAAAAAAGAGAAAAAACCGAAAGAAAAGCAGCCAAAAUCUAAGAAAGAAAAGAAACCCAAAACACCAGUUGAAAAACUUGAGGUACCCAAGGAAGAGGAAGAGAAGCCUCAGCAACCUUUCCAGGAAGAGGAAGAGAAGGCCCAGCCAGUGGAAGAAUACAAGGAAGUUCCAACUGAGCCUGUCACAGAAAUGCUGGAAGAAAUUGUCACAGGCCUGGAAAUAUUUGAUUAUGACCUGUGGCCAACUGAAGCCCCAACCAAGCCAUUCAGUGCAUCUCCUUUUGUUGAAUAUGACACUGAGGAAAAGGAAAUUACUGAAGAGGAGAAAAUAGCUGAACCUACAGAAGUUCCAACUGAGUCGUAUGGAGAGAAUUAUGAUUAUGGAAUAGAUGAAGACCUGGACGAAUAUGGGUGGAGCAGACCAGAGAGAAAACCAAAGAAACCACAUGAUCCAACACUUGAGAAGGAGCUAGAGUUUGAGUUGGAGAUUGAAGAAGUUGAACCAGAUGAAUACGGAGAGUUGCAACCUAAAGAGCCUAAACCUGAUGAAAUAUACGACUAUGAAGAUAUAUGGGAGGAAUAUCCUUGGAAUGAAGAUAACUUGAAACCAAAGAAACCUACUAAGAAGAUUCCAGAAGAGAUAGACCCAGAUGGAUAUUUGCCACCAUUGGGAAAAAAAUGCCCUCCUUUGGGUCUCGAGUCCCAUGAAGUUGCUGAUGAACAAUUAACAGCAUCUUCCUUUCUGCGACAUGGACUUGGCCCUCAGCGUAUUCGACUUAACAUGCAGGCAGGUGCUGAGGAUGAGGACGAAGAGGAUUAUUUUGAUGGGGCCUGGUGUGCUCAUACAGAGGACCAGUCACAGUGGAUUGAAGUGGAUGCCAGAAAACUGAUUGAAUUCAGUGGAGUGAUCACCCAGGGCCGGGAUUCACUGAUGCACAAUGACUGGGUGAACUCAUUCUAUGUGCAGUUCAGCAAUGACAGCCGUACAUGGAUGACGUACACAGAUGGAUAUUAUGAUUGGCUAUUUUAUGGGAAUGUGGAUACUGAAACACCCAUUCUGAAUGAAUUCCCAGAAACGGUUGUUGCUCGCUACAUCCGAAUUAAUCCACAAAGCUGGAAUGGAAGUCUGUGCAUGAGAAUGGAGGUGCUUGGCUGUCCAGUGUCAGCCUCCAAUCAAUAUGAACCCAAUGAACUGACUUUAGAGGAUGGUCUCGACUUCAGACAUCACAACUACAAGGAUAUGCGGCAGCUGAUGAAGGUUGUGAAUGAGCAGUGCCCAAAUAUUACCAGGAUUUAUAACAUUGGAAAAAGUUCUCAAGGACUGAAGAUCUAUGCCAUGGAGUUGUCAGAUAACCCAGGAGAGCAUGAACCUGGGGAACCUGAAUUUCAUUACACGGCUGGGAUGCAUGGGAAUGAAGUUUUAGGCCGGGAGUUACUACUGCUACUAAUGCAAUUCCUGUGUAAGGAAUACACCUAUGGAAACCCCCGGAUCACACGUAUAAUCGAUAGCACAAGAAUACAUCUUGUACCCUCUCUCAAUCCAGAUGGUUACGAACUGGCUUAUGAAAUAGGUUCAGAAGUAAGCAGCUGGGCACUAGGAUACUGGACAGAAGAAGGAUAUGACCUCAGUGACAACUUUCCAGACCUGACCUCAAUGAUCUGGGGUGCAAAAGGCCAAAGAGGAGGCAUUCAAAGAGUCAACAAUCACCACCUUCCGAUACCAGAGGAAUACCAAUCAGAAGAAGGCGCGGUUGCUGUAGAAACGCGUGCUAUUAUAACAUGGUUAGAAAAAAUCCCCUUUGUGCUCGGAGCUAAUUUCCUUGGAGGUGAACAAGUGGUGACAUUUCCAUACAACAUGGCCAGACCUCAGGAGGAAGAGGAAGUGAUGAUGCGAAGGCCACAGAGGGGGGAGGAUUAUGAGGAAGACGAAGGUGAACAGUCACGUUACAUGGAAACACCAGAUGACACAAUAUUCCAGUGGCUGGCUAUCUCUUACGCUUCUGCGCAUCUUACUAUGACAGAAACAUAUCGAGGCAAAUGUCACACUGACGAUUUCACUAAUGGUUUUGGAAUCAUCAAUGGUGGCGCAUGGCAUCCAUCUGUUGGUACUAUAAAUGAUUUCAGCUACCUGCACACCAACUGCUUCCAGCUCUCCAUUUAUGUCGGGUGUGACAAAUUCCCUCAUGAGAGUGAGUUGGCCAAGGAAUGGCAGAACAACCAGGAGGCACUACUCUAUUUUAUGGAACAGAUACAUCGUGGAAUCAAAGGAUUUGUGCGAGAUUUGGAUGGAAAUGCAAUUGCAAAUGCCACAGUGUCAGUUGAAGGAAUAAACCAUGACAUGCUAACAGCAAAUGAUGGGGACUAUUGGCGAAUACUGAACCCUGGUGACUAUCGAGUGACCGUGAAAGCACAGGGUUAUGCGCCCAGUACACGAGUAUGUCAUGUGGGAUAUGAGAAUGAGGCUACACAGUGCAAUUUUAAUUUGCGCAAAUCCAAUUGGCACAGAAUUCAGCAAAUCAUGGAAGAAUAUGGUCGCAAGCCCAUCAAUGUGCUCCUGACACGAGGAAGGAGAGUAAAGAAGAUCCGCAAGAUUCGGGUGCGUGCAGGACAGCGGAUGCACCGCCAAAACCAGACUCGGACUUCAGAAUAGAGGACUCACUUACUUGUAGAUUCAUGGAUUUAAUUAGACGAAUUUGGAUAAAUGUCUUUUCAUUUAAAAGCUAAGAUGUGUCACAGAAGGACUGUUAAUUGUAAAAACCAUGCUUGUCAAAAUCAGUGUAUGUAACAGUCAUAUCAAUAUUGUGAAUUUCUGUCCAAUCUUUCAGCUUCAUUAAGGUUUGCAUGGUGUCUGCGAAUGGGUUUUUGCGUCUUAGGACAAACAGAUUUCAUUUUGGGAAGAUACUAACUAAUUAGCACUCAUUUAAUCCAACCUGCAAACAUUAGCAGUCUUAGUCAUCGCACAGAACCUAAACAUAAUGAUGCUGAUGCAAUGUUUUCUGGUUUCAUUGGAGAGGGGAAUAGAAAAAGAAUACAUCUUAAGAUACAGAUCAACAGUGGUCCAUCAAGAUGAAAGAGUGUCGCCUGGGUCUCUAGACCCCGUUUUCUGUGCAAUCCAGUUAUUGCGGACAUUGGAACCAAAGCAUACAUAUGCAACCAACUACUUGGGCACAGGUACAGUGGAACCACAAUCUGCACUGGCUUCCCUUAUAUAUUAACAGAUACUUCAAGUUGGGGCUCCAGAAAGAUUAUUCCACCAGAACAAGCAAGGCUAUUUUCUGGAGAGCAAGCUCUAACCUGGUAUAGAUUUUAAAAUAAAUUUGCUUGAUGAAAGGAAUAAGGCUGUUCAGAGCAGAAAUUUUAAAAAUCAUGCCCAAUCCUUACACUAUUUAUCUAAAUCCUGCACUAUUUAUCUGAAAUCAAUCAUGGGCUCCACAAUGUUUCAAAGCACCUGCUUCACAUGGGAAGCCAGAGCUUAAAACCCAUGGACCCAAAUCACAACAAGGCUAAUUGCUUUAGAUUCCAGCUCAAGCCAAAUGGUACAUUUAAAGAUUGCAAUAGUCGCUGCAUUGCUACGGCCUACAAAGCUGAUUGCUGUCAAUCAAACUAGGAAUUUCUUAACCAGGUUUACAAACUAUUGUCUCUCUAAAUAUACAGGUAUUAUCCCUACACUGACAUAUCUACAGAAUGUAUACCAGAGCUCAAGAGAUACCUGUGGGCCACCGUUGAGCAGUCUAGCCCCUAGAUGUACUCAGCACACUGGGGAUAUGCAGUAAAUGAGAUGCUUGAUACGUGGACAUCUAAUCAAGAAUAGAGUUCCUUCUAAAACACUAAUCAGAUUACAAAACAAAACUAGCCACAAGAAGCCUUACAGCAGCAAAAGCACAUGGAAGCAUUUCAGUUUGUUCUGGUGAAGAAUUUAGAAGAUGCUCAUUCUCAUCAUCCUGUAUUAGUAUCCUGUCUUGGAUAUCAAACUCUCACAAAUAGAGAUUAUACAUGAACCCUGGCAUGGAUUACUAAUCUAUCUUUGCACCAGAUGAACAGAAGAAUUGUAUAUCCAACAAUAUUUUCAGUUUUCCAACAUUGACAAGAGUUUUAAGGUUAUGGUGAAACAUACAUACAUUACAAAGUACCAUUCAAGUUUGUGAGCCAGCUACGAAUAUGGACAGAGUGGAGAAAACUCCAGACUAAUCUUCUGUGGGUGAAAAUACAAAUAUCAGUUCAAGUCUGAAUGUAUACUGCGUGGACUCUGCUCUGUUCACUUCUUUAGCAAUUUCAGCUUUGCAUCACUCGCAAUAGAUUUUCAAUACUGGUUAUUGAAAAGCAGAUGUUUGGAAGAGUGUGUAUUGAUUUGAGAGUGAAGUGCAGCUCCCCUCAACGAUUAGUGGUGGGAGCUAUAAAGCCAGGGACAGAUAAGAGAGGGGUUAAACUUACUUUGUGGAAUUUUUGGUAAAAAGCAAAUUUACUUUGUGGGAGAGCUAUGUAAUAUUGCAUCCAUACUUGUUUUCUCAUGCAAAUGUUAUAUAGUAUAAAACAUUUAUUUUGAAAGAAUUGGCAGUACAAUUUUCUAAAGGGUUGUUAUGCCCUUUCUGUGACUAGAGUUCCUUUAUAUCUUAAGAUAUAUUCGCACAACUUAUUUUUACAGAAUAAAAAAUAGCAAAUAA